Messenger RNA from Cuscuta campestris, 3085 nucleotides. Lineage: Eukaryota; Viridiplantae; Streptophyta; Magnoliopsida; Solanales; Convolvulaceae. The record is from the annotation of a GenBank genome assembly.
AUUUUCAAUAUGCUUAUUCUUAGGGGGAGCUUGCUUGCUUUAUUAUUUUACUCCCGCCUAACUCACUUUGAAGUAUAUUGUUUGUCAACAUCAAAAAGGGGGAGAUUGUUAGCCUUGGUUUGCUAAGCCUCAUGUUUUGAUGUUAACAAACAAUAUAAGAGCUUGACGUUUGUUUAAGUGUUUCAGGUACAACAAGAAUCCAUUAAGAUUCGGUACUCAAGAAUGAAGUCGAAACAUCAAACUAGCGUAGAAUAUAGGUGGAAACCAAUGGAUAAAAGAGUUUUCAUCUUCUGAGUAAUAAGCUAGUUCAUGCAGAUGUUUCUUGGAAGGGAUGAGAUCAUCCAGGACUGGAGGAGCUUCAGAAGUUUGCAUUUCCUUGAGAAUGUGCUCAUCUCUUCUUUCUACAAGAAGGCAGAAGAGGUGGGGCAUUGGACGAAGGAAUCAGAGGUUGCUGUUGGGAAGCUUUUGGAAGUUUGUUGUUUGGCAUGCUGGGUUCUCCCAUUGAAGGGUUGGGCGUCGGAUUAUUAUCCUGUAAAGAACAGAUAUUCGAAUACCUUCUAUAACUUGGUUCAGCGCCGACAACGGAAGAAAAGCUUCCAGCAAUUGGGGAUUCGUUUCCAUUCAUCUCCCACCCGAAGACUAUAUUUUAGAGCUUUAGCAAUGAUAAAGCCCAGUGUUGAUGACGAGUAUGACGUGAUGAUUGAAGAAAAUACAGAAAUAGAUGCAAGAAGAGCUCGGUUUCCCUGUUGCAUUGUUUGGACACCACUUCCUGUCAUGUCUUGGUUUAUCCCUCUCAUUGGUCACAUUGGGAUCUGCAGGGAGGAUGGAGUAAUCUUGGAUUUCGCCGGGCCAAAUUUUGUCUGUGUGGACAAUUUUGCAUUUGGAGCACCGGCACGCUACGUGCAAAUAAGGAAGAAUGAGUGUCGUGUUUCUCGCUACCCGGCUCCUUAUGAAAGAGAAAACAGCUGCGAAAUUGGGAGUGACAUGGCUACAUGGGAUGGUGCAUUGCAUAAGAGCACAGAAGAGUUCCAACACCUGUCUUAUAACCUUCUCACGUGCAACUGCCACUCAUUUGUGGCCAAUGCUUUAAACAGGUUGGGUUUCCAAGGCGGAGGCUGGAAUGUCGUUAGUGUGGCUGUUUUUCUCGCUCUCAACGGACAAUGGGUGAGAAAAACGUCUAUCUUCCGAGCAUAUUUGCCGGUUCUUAUUUCAAAAGCUAUGAUUCCAGGAGCAAUUUUCUUCUGUGGAUUGUUGCUUAAGUCUCCUGUAAAACCAUCAGGUCCAGCUGCACUAUUAGGGUCAAGAUUCCAUAUUGCUUCCUUGACUUCUUCCUCGGAGGGUAGAUUGAUGAGGGUUUGGUUUUCAGCUUCAUUGACCAGGUUCUCUUUGUUCCUGAUGGUUUGUUGUGGUUGGAGGAAGAAUAGAAAUUUCUGGAUCACUCAGAUGUUAGAUAUGUCUAUCAUCAUGGCUUCUAUAAGCUCAUCAUCUGAGGGUGUGGGUGAAGGAUUAAGCGAAGGACACUCCACCGUUAGACCUCCACUCUUCGAUAGAACAAACUACACCUAUUGGAAGGAACGAAUGAGGAUUUAUAUUCGGUCAAUCAACUUCCAACUAUGGUUAAUCAUCAAAAACGGUGAGACGAUGCCAAUGAAAAAGGUUGGUGAAAUCACCAUCCCAAAGAAGGAGGAAGAAUAUGAUGCUGAAGACAUCAAGAAGGUAGAAGCUUUUGAAAAAGCUAAACACAUAAUUUUUUGUGAAAUUAACCCGGAUGACUACCGGAAAAUUUCUUCUUGCUCCACCGCAAAAGAAAUGUGGGAUAAGCUUGAAGUGACAUACGAAGGUGAAAUCACAUUUAAAAUCCCUCGUAAUAUUAAGUUUGUGCCUUCCGACAUCGACUCACUUGUCGAUACCAGUUUCGACCAGUCAACGGACACGCCAAAGCGGGACGCCUGGUUUACAUUGAUGUCUAAUAACAACCAUAACCUCACUCUUCGCUCAAUCCUCGACAAAGAUAAGUUGACCGGCUCUAACUUCUUAGACUGGCAAAGAAACCUCGUUAUCGUUCUUCGACUCGAGAAGAAAGGAUACAUGCUCGAACGAGCCAUCCCACCUGUCCCGGCCACCAAUGCUUCUAGAGCUAUCAAGGAUACUUAUGAGAAGCAUGUUAAUGAUGACAAUGAGGUGGCAUGUCUCAUGUUGGCUACGAUGACUUCUGACCUUCAGAAACAUCACGAGAGUAUGAAGGCGUACGAUAUGAUCAUACACCUAAGACAGCUCUACCAAGGACAAGCUAGGCAUGAGAGAUUCCAAAUCUCCAAAGCUCUCUUUAGUUGCAAGUUGUCAGUUGGAAACCCCGUUGGUCCGCAUGUUCUCAAGAUGAUUGGCUACGUCCAAACUCUUGAGAAAUUGGGUUUCGAACUAAGGACUGAACUUGCAACUAAUCUGAUUCUGCAAUCGUUGCCAGAAUUAUACAAGCGGUUUGUGGUUGUUAGAAUAAAAGACCAACGCUAGAGCGGGGGUGAAUAGCGUUUGAUCGUAGAAAUCGCAGGGAUUAAAAACUUAAAAGAGAAGUAAAGAGAAGAAAUAUUGGCUUCCCAACGAUGUAUGGACCUUACCCAUCGCUGGUAGGCCAAUUUUCCUUCAGUUUUGAAGCCAACGGUCACCUACCCAUCGAUGGGUACAUGCUUCCCAUCGCUGGGUGGGAGGUUGACUUCCAAACAAGGAAAGAAUCAACCUUAAAUGACAUACAACGGUCAUGCCUUCCCAUCGAUGGUUAAGCCUUCCCAUCGCUGGGUUCCCAUCGAUGGGUAAAGCUUCCCAUCGCUGGGUAAGGUCAUUCUGCCUUGUGAUAAUGUUGGACCAAGGCUUUAACAGCGAUGGGUAGAACCUCCCAUCGCUGUUUGGCAUGGUUCUGGAAGUUGGUUUGGCUAAGGGGCCGCUUACCCAUCGAUGGGAUGUUCUUCCCAUCGCUGGGUGGGUGGUUAGCCAAAAACCUAUGGUUUUUGCCUUAACCACGGCCUAGCCAACCGAUGCAAAAACCGACCGAAAAAUCCAAAGUUCUCCAAAAUAAAAACCAAGUGUUUAA